This is a messenger RNA of Schistosoma spindalis, 6466 nucleotides long. The record is from the annotation of a GenBank genome assembly. Lineage: Eukaryota; Metazoa; Platyhelminthes; Trematoda; Strigeidida; Schistosomatidae.
GUAACUCUAACAGCAUUAUCUCAUCUAAUCUCAAAACUGUUUCUGUACAGUUUUGUAUUGACUGAAAUCAAGAUUACAACACAUAUCAGUUAAUCAAUAUGCGCUUAUUCAUCGACAUUUAUGAAGUCCGAAAAUGAUUCUAAAGCAAUCUAUUUUAUAUGUACUGAAAUUUCUGAUUUCUAAUAGUUGAUGAAUCCAAGUAAAUUGUCCAAUGACUCCAUAUAUCCUUCUUGUGUACCAGCAAUAAUUAGAAAGAUAAGUCAGUGUAUCCACAAGUAAAUAUAUUAGAAAUCAGCAAUAAAAAACUGUCUAGACUGAGAGGGUACUGAUGACUGGGUUUAUGCUCAGUUUGCAAUCAAGAUUUUAUUAACCCAUUUGUACCGGAAUUUAAAUCUCACGCACACACAUAUAUAUUAAAUACACUACUAUUCAAAUGAAUUUUCCUGUUGAUCAUUUCUUUAUCUUAAUAAAUGCAUUUGUACACUUAAUUGUAAGCAUACAGUUGGUUUGGCUGAAUCCACAUGUAACUGAAGAAACAAUAAUAAAUGCACCGAAAGUAUAUCUCAUUCAUCCUGGUCCAUCUGUUUCAGGGAGUCACUUAAUGAAGAAUCAAUUUCAAUCAUAUAACGGUUCAUAUUUUGAGAAACCACAUAAUUAUAAAUUCAAAAAACACAAAAUGAAUAUUAAUACUACUAAUAGUCAUAAUAGUAGAUUUUCUAAUGGAACUCGAACCAAUUCAAAAUCGACGCACAAAAAGAUUUUUAAAGAUCAUAACAUAUCAAAGAACACAUUAUUCGAUGAAAAAUUACAUGAAAAAAUAAACUAUUUUAUACCAAAGUCACUAAAAUUUGAGCCAGAGAAAGAUUUGGCCAUAUUAUAUCCAGAAAGCAAUUGGCUUGACCCAUGCAAAGCCACUGCAUACUAUGGGGAUAUAGCGUUGGAUGAACACGAAUCUCAGAUGAUGUUGUCAAAAGGCAUGGUAUUAUCUGAUGAUCCAUUACAAAUAUGGGAUUUGGAAGAUAAUAAGGAAACGAACAAUAGGAGAAAUAAACAUUCUAACAUCCCUAAUUCAAAACCAUUGGAUGAUAUUAAAAUUGAAAUGAGCACUCGUUUAGUUGGCAACUCACGUCAUUUGAAACAAAAGCAUAUUCAAAAUUACAAAGAUAUGGCAGACAGAAUUCUUCCACAAAAACUCAAAAAUCUAACAAGUAGACGAAGGGAGCUAUCAAAAAAGUUUGACCAAAGCUGGCACAGAAGAAGGAAUGAGUUACUUAAACGUCGAAGAGAUAGCCAACUUAAGGCCAAAACACAAGCUUUUAUUCAGUUAAACAAAUUAUAUCAACAGAAAGCUGACAUAUUAAUGUUUACUCCUGAACAAGGAAAAAAGAAAGAGUUUUCUCAAGGUAAAAGAAGGUCUAAAAGAGCAGCUACAGCUUAUGUUUCAAGAACAUGGACAAACGGAGUUAUUCCAUACAUUAUACAAGCAAAUUUUUCAAGUGAAACUAAAGCUACGAUUAUGAAAGCUAUGAGACAUUGGGAAAAUUAUACCUGUCUUAGCUUUGUUGAAAGGCAACCACAUCACAGAUCCUAUAUAAUCUUCACUGAAAAGGCAUGUGGGUGUUGUUCAUACGUGGGACGACGUAGCGAAGAUGAACCACAAGCUAUAUCAAUCGGGAAAAAUUGUGACAAGAAAGGAAUAGUAAUUCAUGAACUUGGUCAUGUGAUUGGGUUUUGGCAUGAACACACUAGACCUGAUCGAGAUGAACAUGUAGAUAUUCUACUCGAUAAUGUUGUUGAAGGACAAGAUUUUAAUUUUAAAAAAAUGGACCCAGGUGAAGUGAACUCUCUUGGUGAACCAUAUGACUAUAGUUCUAUUAUGCAUUACGCUAAAGGAACAUUUGCUAAAGCGAAUAAAGAUGAAACAAUUAGACCAAAAGCUUGUUGUCCACGACCACCAAUUGGUCAACGUAUUCAGUUAAGUCCUGGUGAUAUUCGACAAACGAAUAAACUUUAUUUAUGUCCAGCAUGUGGUCGUACACUUUUAGAACCAGUAGGAAGUUUGUCUUCACCACAAAUGGCAUGGAAAUUAGAAGAUCGUUUCGGUGGUAAUGCCAACUCUUCAUUAUUUCCGGACCCGAUAGGUUUAGAGCAAUCAAUUCAACUAGGAAAUGCUAUAUCAGUUGAUCAUCUUUUACCAGAUGAUAACGAGAAUAUGUAUCAUCCUUAUCGAUCAUUAACAAAUGGUAAUACAAUUGAUGGUGGUGAAGAUCAUAGUUUAAUCGGUAUGGUCAAUGAUAAUAAUUAUCAGUUAAAAACACUUCCAUAUAAUCCAUUUAAAGGAUCAUUCAAUAAUGAAGAAGUUCCAUUGAUAGCAAUGAGUCGUUUAUCUAAACUAUCAAAAACAGGUUCAUCAUCUACUUUAGGUUUCACAUCAGCUAGUCCUAUACUUUGUCAAUGGAGAAUAAAUGCUGCAUCAGGUGAACGGAUACGUUUAAAUUUUACACACAUGGAUAUAUCUGGACCGAUAACACAGGAUUCUAUACAUACACCAAAUAAUUUAAAUAAUUUACAUAAAGCAUAUGAAUUAAAUCAAAAAAGUAUCAAUCGUAUCUCAUGUAUUAAUGAUUAUGUAGAAAUAAGAGAUGGAUAUUAUUCUGGUUCACCAUUAAUUGGUCGUUACUGUGGUCAAAAUUUACCUCCGCAGUUAAUUUCAACUGGGUCACGUCUUUGGUUAGAAUAUAGAAGAUCUGCUGGGAGUAUGACUACAGGUUUUAUCGCUGAUUAUGAAGCUAUAUGUGGUGGAGAAUUACAAAUGGAAGAAGGGACACUAACAAGUCCAAAUUACCCUGAAUUUUAUCGACCAAGUAAGGAGUGUGUUUGGCAAAUUAUUGUUCCCGUUGGUUAUUCUGUUGCAUUGAUAUUUCAUUCAUUUCAGCUAGAAAAACAUGAUACCUGUGUAUACGACUACCUAGAGGUACGUGAUGGUUUAAAAGAUACAUCCCCACUGCUGAAAAAACUAUGUGGAUCACAUCUACCCACUCCAAUUAAAUCAACCAAUAAUGUGAUGUAUGUAAAAUUUGUAUCAGAUAGCUCAGUAGAAAAACAAGGAUUUACGGCCACAUUUCAGAAAGAAUUUGACGAGUGCAAAACUAUGAAACAUGGUUGUUCACAUACUUGUGUCAAUACACUUGGAGGUUAUCGAUGUCAAUGUGAGAUUGGUUAUGAACUACAUGCAGAUGGGAAACGUUGUGAAGAUGCAUGUGGAGGGGUAAUCAAUGAAUCGAAUGGUACUAUUCAAACACCUUUGUUUCCUGAUUUAUAUCCACCUAAGAAAAAUUGUAUCUGGAAAAUUUUGGCACCACCUAAAACGACAAUUUUUCUUAAUUUUACACAUUUUAAUUUAGAAGGUCAUAAUCGGGCAUGUCGAUAUGAUUUUAUCAAUGUUUACAAUGGCUCAACAGAUAACCAACAGAAAAUUGGCACAUUUUGUGGUGAUCAAAUACCAGAGCCUAUUACAUCCCAUACAAAUGAACUCAGUAUUGAAUUUUAUUCAGAUACAUCUGUACAGCGUACUGGCUUCAGAGCUGUAUUCUUUACUGAUCGAGAUGAAUGUGCUGAUAAUAACGGAGGUUGUCAACAUUUAUGUAGAAAUACAAUAGGAUCAUACCAUUGCGCUUGUCGACCGGGUUUUAAUCUUUACGGCAGAUAUGAAUGCAAAGAGAACAUUAAAACUGGAUGUCAGCAAGAUAUAUCUUCACCUGAUGGGGAGAUUAUCACUCCAAAUUGGCCAAAUGAAUAUCCUGUGAAGCAAAAUUGUCAUUGGAAAAUCACUGUAACACCUGGUCAUCGAGUGAAAGUUAUAUUUGCCGACUUUGAACUUGAGUCACAUCAACAAUGUACAUAUGAUCAAGUUAUAGCUUAUGAUGGACCAACAAAUAGUUCCGCUUUUCUUGGUCAAUACUGUGGUAGUCGAAAACCUGGCCCAAUUAUUUCUUCACAGAAUCAGUUGUUGCUUACAUUUAAUUCUGAUUCAUCUGUACAACGUAAAGGAUUUCGAGCUCAACAUACUACAAUUUGUGGUGGUCAUCUAACUGCUGACAGUGUUCCGCAAACAAUUUAUUCACAUGCUAAGUUUGGCGAUCUCGAUUACGAAUCAAAUCAACAGUGUUACUGGACAAUUACACCAAAAUUAGAUAAUCAUACUGUUCUCCUGAGAUUUCUUUAUUUUGAAGUAGAAGAAGAAACACUAUGCACGUAUGACUAUCUUCGAGUUUUCGAUGGGGGUGAUCCUAAAGGAAAACUUCUGGGUGGUUUUUGUGGAAGAACUUUACCGAAUACAUUUUUGUCAAAUUCUGGACAACUGUAUCUUCAGUUUGUUAGCGACGAUACAAUUGGUGGUAAAGGUUUUCAAGCACAAUAUGAAAUGAUUCCAUACGAUUUUAAAUUACCGAAGCAUGAAAUCGAUUCACAAGUGUUAAUCAGUCAAAUACCAUCUCACUCAUCUUCCUCAUCAUCAUCAUCUCCAUCAUCAGUUUAUUACGGUAAAAACGAAAUGUUACAGCAAUAUCAACCAUUUCAUGGUAAUCGUUAUUUAUUUCCACCAGCAUGGGGCACCGGAAGAAUUCGUUAUUUUGGUGAUAUGCGUAGUUCUGAAAUGACUGAAAAUUAUCAAUCUACUCGACCUUUUAAUUAUAAUCCGUCAUAUCAACAUGUGAAACAUUCAUCAACUAUACAACAGACAAAUCCUAUGGUUUACUCACAAAAUAAUAUUUAUCAACGACGUGAUGGAAGACUUCCUGUUAAUCGAGAUAAUUCCCAAUUACCUUGGCGAUUUGCAUAUACCUAUCCACAGACUAAAAGUUCAUCAACUAUAAGACGAACUGCUACUAAUAACCUUUUCAGAUCCAGUCCGUCAUACACAACAUAUGGUUCUCGUUCAUCUAAGCAAACUUCAAUUCAAAGUAAAUCACCAGCAGAAUUUCUGCAUACAACUAUGCGACCAGUUUCUCCUUUAUUACCGCAAAAUGCAAUAAAUUCAAGAAAGCCACGUAUAAGUAGUACAUGGCAUGUACGACCUGGUCGUAUUGUACACCAACCUCAGUUAAAUAUCGUUAACAGAAUAAUUCAACCAAAUUCAAAAAAUUACCAGUCUUCACCACGUGGUAUUCUUCGACAAGUAAAAUCACAUUCGUAUCAACGGAAGCAAACGGAACAAAAUCCCAAAAGUCCUAUGCGUUUUCAUGUAGUCACUCAAAGGGAUCGAAGACCACCAUUGUUUUCCGGUGGUAGCCAAUGGAAACAGAGAAGUAUGCCUUUGAGUAAAUCACGUUGGGAUGAUAGAGCAUUUUAAUUAUUAAAUAUAAAAUAUAGUAUUGCUUCAUUUUCUUCUACAAAUGCCUCGAUUUUUUUGUUUUAACUUUAUCUAAAUUCAUAGACGGAACUGAUUGUAAUGAAAUUAAAAUAAUUUUAUUUUUGCAUAAAGAGAAUUUUAUUUGUGAGACAAUUGAAUCUUUAAUGUUUUGUUUAAAUGAAACUAAAUAAGUAAACUGUGUUAACAGACAAACUACAUUUAAUAUUUCAAGAAUAGCCGGAAUUACAAUCUUAUAAUAACUUUAUUAGUUACUAAUUUUAAUAAAAACAAUAAUCUAUUCCCUAUUGCAUUUUGUAUAAUAAUUAAGAAGUCUAUACUACUACUGUUAAAUUAGGUAAUGUUUAUUCGAAUAUAUUAACAAACAAUUUGAAACAUGACAAACAUAUUUGAUGCGGAUAUGUAUUGCAUUUUAUGAUUCUAUUACUCAUUUAUUGUAAUUUAUUCACUCCAUAUUUCCAUGUUUCCAUUUUUUUCUCAAUAAAUAAAUAGAUAACGAUGAACACACAAUUUAAAACAAACAAACAAACGAAUAAUCUUUGUAUGUAAUUUUAAGAUUCGUACACGAAAUCAUUUAAAAUGUAAACUUCUUGAAUAAAUAUUGUGAUGUAAUUAAUAUCAGUUGAAGCUUUUGUUUAUUUCAAUGAAAGGUAAUACAAUUUUUACAUUUAAACACUAAUGAUGUACAUGUAAUUUGUAAUUUGUGCUGAUGAACUGCUAAAUAAUUUCAUUGAUUUCCAUUAUUUAAUAUGAAUUUUAAUAGUUGAAUUCAUGAGUCAAUUGAAGCUAGAACACCGAGGAACAUGUGAAAGCACUGGACGACCGUCUCGUCCUAUUAUGAGACUCAUCAGCAGUGUGCAUCCACAAUCCCACCUUGCGAGAUUCGAACCCAGGACCUAUCAGUUGAAUCACACGAAGUAGGAUCAUGGAUGCACACUGUUGAGGAUUCCCACAAUAAGUAUAAAAUGGCCGUCCAAUGCUUCCAGGUUUUUCAUAAUGGUUAGGCUUCAAUUGACUCAUGAAUUCAAGUAUUAAAAUUAUUAUAAUAUCCACAAAACCCCUCUCUAUUCAAUAUGAAUAUAAAACUGAUAUUACAAC